GCGGCCGUCCCUCCCUCCACGUGUGUCCCCGUGUCCCUCCACGUGUGUCCCCGUGUCCCUGGGCAGGCUGCCCUCGCCGCCACCCUGGCGCUGCGCUCCAUGGAUGGCGUUUUCCUGUCGCCCACCGAGGAUGAGUUCGUGGGCAGGAUCGCGGAGGAGCUGGAGAACUUCAUGGUGCAGGGGCAGCACCAGCGGGUGCUCCUGUUCCCGCCCCUGUCCAGCCGCCUCCGGUACCUGAUCCAUCGGACCGUGGAAAACAUGGAAUUGCUGAGCAGCUUCUCGGUGGGAGAGGGCUGGAGGAGGAGGACGGUCAUUUGUCACUCGGCCGUCAGGCUUCCCAACGAGGCCGCGGGCGACCAAAAAGCCGGGAGCGGCGCGGCUCGGAGCCAGCGGCCGGCGGCGCCCUGGGGCCGGGGGGGCCGGGGCACCCGGCUGGCCCACGGGGACAAUUCCCGCUCCUCCGUGGGCUCGGGAAGGAUCUCCAGGCCUCCCAGGAAGAAGCAGGACAGAGCCCUGUACGUGCCCAAAGGGAUCCGGAAAAAGGCGAAUUGGAGGGAGCGGGAGAGCGACGGCGGCGAGGCGGCUCCGGGAGGAGAGAGCCGCCCCAAGAAUUCCAGCGGGGACGGGCAGCAGGAGGUGGGAAAGGGUGGAGGCAGGCCUGGGAAGGAGCAGGAGCUCGAGGAGGAGAAUAUUCCUGGAGAAGAGGGCGCCGAGCAUCCUGUGCACGGUGGAAAGGCGCCGUCCCUCGGGAACAGCCGGGAUUCCUGUGAGCAGGAUCAAGACUGUUCCCGUUCCCUGGGCAAACGCCCGCCCCAAGCCGAGGAGCAGGAAUCCGCCGCGGGAUGCAGCGAAUUCCAGGCUCGGCCCAGAGAGGAGAACCGACCGUGCCGCGCUUCCCUGGGGUUCCCGGGGAGGGAGAGGGAGGACAGAGAAAGCUCGGACGUGGCGCAGGAGCUGUGCAGGAGCCUGGAUUUGGCCGCGGGGGACGGAGAGGGGACGAGGCCGAGCGGCCUGGAGGACGACUGCACGGCUGAGCUCCUGGCAGAGGUGAUUGGGGACCUGACGGUGAAGGACGUCAGCAUCGAGAGGAUCAGCGUGGAAUGUUCCAGCUACGGAGAUGGGCGCGAUCACGAGGGGGACCUGGGCCACGUCACCGAGAUCUACGAAUUCCCCUCAUCCCUGAAAACCGAGGAUCUGGUGGGAAUGUUCGCGGAUUUCCACGAGAGCGGCUUCAAAAUCCAGUGGGUGGACGACACCCACGCCCUGGGGAUCUUUUCCAGCCUCUCCGCAGCAUCCCAAGCCCUGGGCCGCCGUUAUCCGUGCCUGAAGAUCCGGCCCCUGAUCCACGCCACGAGACAAUCGCGGAUCAGAGCUCUCCAGAGACCGAAACUCCUUCAGCUGGGAAAAGAGAGGCCGCAGACGGACGCAGCGGUGGCCAGGAGAUUGGUGUCCCACGCCCUGGGCUGGAAACACAGGCAGCAGGAAGCAGCAGGGACUGAAGUUCUCCAGCCAGAAUCUUUGGAUCAGGAGGAAUAAUCCCCCCCCCCCAAAAAAAAAAUCCUCCCAAAAAAAUCAAAACAAAAAGAGAUGAGCGUGGCUGUGCCGUUAAACGCGGAGCAGGCGGCGCCCACGGAGCGGGAGCUGCUCCUUUAUGGAUCAAGCGCCAAGCUUGGAAAAGUUGGGGGAAUGGGAAAAGUUUUCUUUGUUGGGGUUUUUUUUUUGUUUGUUUGUUUGUUUUUUUUUUUCCCCACCCUGGGAAGUGCUGGAAUUCUUGGCUGUGGGAAUAAGGAGGGAGAGUGGUUCUUUAUUCCUUAUUCCUGCUUUGUUUUCCAUUAAAAAAAAAAGGAAAAAAAAAAAAAAAAGGCAUGGAGGGUGAGAAAAUUGGAUUUUUUUGGGGUUUUUUUUUUUUUUGGCCAGAAUUUUGGAAAAUCUGUUCCACGUUUGUUGUUGCUGUUCAGAAAACUUGACAGGCGGUGAAAUCCGAGUUUUGGGGGAUUUUUUUUUUCCCCCCCUUACUUACAGAGUUUCGAGAGCCUGAGCUUCCCCUGUCGGUGAGGAAAGUUGGGAUUUGCUCCUUAGCGGGGGAAAAAAACCCCCAAAACCCCAGGAUUUGCCUGUGCUGAUUCGCCCAGGGUUAAAAUCAGCUUCCACCCCCAUCCCGGGCUCUGCUGGCGCUCCCGUCUGGAAUUCCCGGGCAGAAAUGGAAUUUCCGGUUUUGCCGGCGGGUCCGGGCUGGUUUCCUUUGCCCUCCGGACCACUGGAGAAGUGGGAAAUCCUCGGAAUAUUCCCUGCGUUUCUCCAAGCCUCGCACCGUCCCUGUGAGGGGGGGUUUGGGGGACGCUUGGCAGCCGGCUGGAAUUCCCCUGUGGAAUCAGCUGGAAUUUCAGAUAAUUUCUGGUUGUAGAAAGGGGAGGAAAAACCACCCCAAACUUCCAGGAGAAAUACACCGAGGGCUCCUAAAGUGAUUUUUUUUUUUUUUUCUUUCUUCCCCAGGGAAAAAAGGUUUUUCUUGGAGCUCUGUAGCAAAGUGUGUCCUCAGACAAACAGAGGGAAUUCCCACAGGAGCAGAUCCCUGGGAAGGGGGGGACGGGAGCCAGGAAUUCCCCGUGCACGAGGAUUCAAAUUCAUCCUUUAAAAAUAAUAAUAAUAAAAAAAGAUGGAAUCUCCAGUCAGGGGGUGGCUCUGGGAUGGGCACAGCAGCCGCUGGGGUGGGAAUUCCCAACCUCAGCCCCGGGAAUCUGCCGAGUUCAGGGAGCUCUGAUUCCGCGUGGAAUGAAAUGAAAUGAAUUCUGUGUGAAAUGAAAUGAAAUUAAAUGAGUUUCGGGUGAAA
Messenger RNA from Hirundo rustica (Barn swallow), 2830 nucleotides. It is a transcript of the gene R3HCC1, whose product is annotated as R3H domain and coiled-coil containing 1. NCBI's taxonomy places the organism in Eukaryota, Metazoa, Chordata, Aves, Passeriformes, Hirundinidae. Gene Ontology annotation, molecular function: nucleic acid binding. The record is from RefSeq and is a predicted model, not a curated record.